UCUUCUSAAUUUUGGUUCUAAUUUUUUAACGAGUCACGAGCUGAGAACCACGUCAUUCAGUACCGAAGUGUGAGUUUKAUUUUGAUUCAUUCGAUUUGUGUAGUAGGCAUCAACAGCUCCAGCAACUUCUCAACAGCACACAAACAUCAUCACCGUCUGGACGCGCCUUACGAGCGGUAUCAAAAACAUCUUGAUUGCAUCAGUCAUCCGAAUCUGCGUUGUUUUGACACCUCGUGUUUGUCGUGAACAACGCCAAGGCAGAUGCUGCAAACAAGUUCCUACUGAAUCAAUUUUCAAUUCUCACCUGUCAAACGAAUAACAGUACACCCCAUAAUAUACACCGUAUCAACAUCACCCUCCUCUACAGAAGCACUAGAAUUKCAAUAACAACAUCAUGUACAGAUUCKCCACCUUAGCUGUCCUUAUUCUCGCGGUCUUGAGUUCAUCCUCGAAUGCCUUCACGACGCCCAGRAGCGUCGCCGUGCGACAAUCCAGCCCGCUCGCCCCCAUGAUCCGACUGUCUAUGGCGGAAGGCGAAACGACACCCAMCCCCGCAGACCCAAUGGACGCCGCUAUCGAAGAAGAAGAAGAAAUGGACGAUGCCACGCGCGAGCAACUCGAAAAAGUCCGACGAGCGCAGGAACUCAGAGAGCAGGAGGUCUUCAUGAAAUUAUCAACCGGCAAGCACAAAUGCACAAACUGUGAUUGGGAAUACGACGAAACCAAGGGCGACAGCAUGAUGAUCGGAGGAAUGAUCAAACCCGGCACAAAAUUCGAUGAGAUGCCCGCCGACUGGAGAUGUCCCGUCUGCCGYGCCUCCAAGGACGCCUUCGCCGAGGUCGUCGAAGAAAUCCCCGGGUUCGAGGUCAACCAGGGAUACGGAUUCGGAUCAAACUCGUGGACCUCUGGACAGAAGAAUCUCGCCAUCUUUGGAGGACUUGCAGGGUUCUUCCUUUUGUUCCUAUCCGGAUACGCCAUGUCAUARGAAACCCGAUAAGCGACCGACUAUAACAAGUAUACAUUUUUUCGAUCCAACUGUGUCGAUGCAACACAGUUCUGAACCUCAUAUACAAGAGAAAAAAAGGAAAACAUCGCACUUGAAUGACCUAGCCUGYGUGCWAGUGAUGGUUGCGMCACCAUCGAUUUCUCGUGCCAAAAUCAGCAGAAUAUAUUACGAUAAUAUCAUGAUGAUCUGCUGUCGAUUAUCACAACGGGCUAUCUUUUUUUAUUUGGGCACCUUUCCACAUCGUGUGUAUGGAAAGAUGCACAUUCACUCAGCUAAAACAUAUUUUAAU
Molecule: messenger RNA, 1295 nt
Organism: Pseudo-nitzschia multistriata
Lineage: Eukaryota; Bacillariophyta; Bacillariophyceae; Bacillariales; Bacillariaceae
Source: the annotation of a GenBank genome assembly